UUCAAGAUCAACCAAGAUAAGCUUCAAAAGGCAGGCUUUAGCCAGGAAAGUGUUGUAAAAAAACGUUUUUGUUAAACCCUCUUAAUGGCUACACACUUCGCCGCCCGGCGAAGCCGGCCGUUCGGCUCUGUCUCCCGGUUGUCUCGAAGCUUCCGAUCAAAUGCUGCUCUUGAAGCCUUAGCCAAAGCGUCGGAAGCUAAAACUCCGAAUCUCAUUCUCUACAACUACCCCUCAUUCUCUGGAGCUUUCGCUGCUCUCUUCUCUCACUUCUUCCACGAUCGCCUUAACCUUCCUCACCUCGUCUUACCGUUCUCUUCCGUCGAACCUCUGAGAGCUGAAGAUUUGUGUAUUGAGGGCCUUGAGAAAUGUUACUUUCUCGAUUUCAUAGGCCCUAAAGGGCUUGCUUUGGAGCUUUCCAGACGAACCUCAUGCCAGGUCUUAGCUUUUGAUCACCGAAAAAGGGUGCUUUCCGGUGUCCCUUCGAAGGAGGAAUGUGGCGGGAAUCUCAUAUUUAAUGUCAAUCUAGAGAAGAGCAGCGCUUGUGCUGCGUAUGAUUAUUUCUCUUCUGAACUUCGAGAUAUCGGCUCUAGUGAUGUGGGUUAGGAAGGCUCCAUUUGCCUGCUAAACCCUGAAGUCCAAGAUGAAAUGGAAAAGCUCUUGAAAUACAUUGAGGAUGGAGAUCUUCGUAAUUGGGCCUUGCCAGAUAUUAGAGCAUUCAAUUUAGGACUCAGCGAAUGGCGUUCAAAAUUGAAUUGUAUCACCAACCCACACAUCUAAUGGAGAUGAGAGUUGAGGAUUUAAUUGGUAAAGGCAACUCUUAUAUAUCUAGUAGGCAGAGCGCUGCAAAUAAGUUGCUGGACAAGGUUUUCGAAAUUCAGUUGGGCAGGGGACUAUACGGCUCAUGUUUGGGAGUUAGAGCUGAUGGAAACUCAGAUCUAUGCGAUGAAAUUGGGAAAGGACUUAGUAGGAAGAGCGCUGCAGCUGGACUGAGGCCAAUAGGAGCUGUCAUCUAUAUGCAAAGGAAUAAUCUGAAAAUGUGUCUCAGAAGUACUGAUAUGAAUACUGAUACUUCUGAAGUUUCCAAGGCAUAUGGUGGAGGUGGCUCUCCAUGCUCAAGCUCCUUCAUAAUUAGGAUGGAUGAGUUAAAUCAUUGGCUUGCAGUGAACAAGAGGUUAGUUAACAAGGUUCAUACCUUUUUACUGCCCAUUUGCUUCUAAGUUCUAACCCUUUGCAUUUGAUAAAAAUGUGUAGGUAGGGGGGAAGUAACAGAAAUGAGAAGCGGGGUCUUUAAUUACAAAUGUAAAUAGUGUAUGUCAAUGAAGUCUAGGUUGAAGGAGUCUUCCAAGUUCCAAGUCUUUUGUUGAAGACGACGUACUUGAAAAAUCCAUCCUUUCUGGCUAUUCUCUCUAUUCUUGUUUGUGGUUAUCAUUAGAAUUUAGAAACACCCCUUGCAUUAUCCUAAGCCAGCAGCAUGCGAGCAUACACGUGUAGUGGCGGAGAAGAUGUGUGAUCUUUCAUAGUUUUAAUUCUUUGGAGUAAGAGAAUAUGAGAUGAUCCUUUAAUGGCAUAAAAGCAUUUACAAGAACUGAAUGCUUAUACUUUGGAAUCCGAUGUAUAGGCAUUCAGUUAUGAUCACACUCUCUUAUCUCACUUCUCACUAUCCUCUCCCUUUCAAUAAUUUAACUUGGGAUACUUUUUGGCAAACUACUAAAGAAUGUAAUAUCUUCUUGCUUCAUUUUAUUCCCGAAUAUGAUAUUUUCAAUCACAUU
Molecule: messenger RNA, 1769 nt
Organism: Cuscuta epithymum
Lineage: Eukaryota; Viridiplantae; Streptophyta; Magnoliopsida; Solanales; Convolvulaceae
Source: the annotation of a GenBank genome assembly